Molecule: messenger RNA, 4081 nt
Organism: Sphaerodactylus townsendi
Lineage: Eukaryota; Metazoa; Chordata; Lepidosauria; Squamata; Sphaerodactylidae
Product: zinc finger protein 420-like
Exons: 13
Biological process (GO): regulation of transcription by RNA polymerase II
Molecular function (GO): DNA-binding transcription factor activity, RNA polymerase II-specific; RNA polymerase II cis-regulatory region sequence-specific DNA binding
Source: RefSeq, a predicted model, not a curated record
GGAGUAUCCUUUGAAGAGGUGGCUGUGCGUUUCACCACGGAGGAGUGGGACUUGUUGCGUCCAGCGCAAAGAGCUCUGUACAAGGAAGUCAUGCUGGAGAACUUUCGGAAUGUGUCUUCUCUGGAUCCUCUGAUUGCUAAGCCUGAGCUCAUAGCCCAACUAGAAGAGGAAGCAGAGGUGUUUCUCAGGACCUUCGAUGAAGAGGAGGGACUGGCAGGCAAGAGUGAAAAGACACACUUGAUGCCUUCUCUGCCAUCUCCUGCGCUGGGCAAAAGGAAGAGAGCCACCAUGCAGCCAGCUCAGGAUGGAGUAUCCUUUGAAGAGGUGGCUGUGUAUUUCACCACGGAGGAGCGGGACCUGUUGCGGCCAGCUCAGUGGGCUCUGUACAAGGAAGUCAUGCUGGAGAACUUUCGGAAUGUGUCUUCUCUGGAUCCUCUGAUUGCUAAGCCUGAGCUCAUAGUCCAACUAGAAGAGGAAGAAGAGGGGUUUCUCAGGACCUUCGAUGAAGAGGAGGAACUGGCAGGAGAAGUGGAGUCAGGGAAUGAAAUGAUAGAGCAUUGUGUGAAGGAAAAACAAGAUAUAUAUUCAGAUGGAAAGGACAGCAUUGAAUAUUGUGAUGCCCUGAAAAAGGAGAACCCAUAUAAAUGUCUGGAGUGUGGCAAAGCCUUCAGUGACAGUGGACACCUUAUCUCCCAUCAGAUCUUUCACACAGGGGAGAAACCAUACAAAUGCUUGGAGUGUGGAAAAGGCUUCCUCAAGAGGGCACACCUGACUUCCCACCGAAGAAGUCACAUAGGCGAAAAGCCAUAUAAAUGCCCGGAAUGUGGAAAAGGUUUCAGUACAAGUGGACACCUAACUUCCCAUCAAAGAAUUCACACACAGGAGAAACCAUAUAAAUGCCAGGAGCGUGGAAAAGGCGUUAGUCAGAGUGGAACCCUUAUUUCCCAUCAAAAAAUUCACAAAGGGGAGAAACCACACCAAUGUCUGGUGUGUGGAAAAGUUUUUAGUCACAGCACAAAUCUCACUAGACACCAGAGAAUUCACACACAGGAGAAACCAUAUAAAUGUCCAGAAUGUGGCAAACACUUCAGUGACAGUGGAAGCCUUACUUCACAUCAGAGAAUUCACACAGGAGAGAAACCAUACAAAUGCCUGGUGUGUGGAAGAAGCUUCAGUCAGAGUGGAAACUGUAAUUCCCAUCAAAGAAUUCACACAGGAGAGAAACCAUACAAAUGCCUGGUGUGUGGAAGAAGGUUCAGUCGGAGUGACCUCCUUGCUUCCCAUCAAAAUAGUCACAAAGGGGAGAAACCGUACAAAUGCCUGGAGUGUGGAAAAGCUUUCAGUCACAGCACAAGUCUUACUGGACACCAGAGGAUUCACACAGGGGAGAAACCACACAAAUGCCUGGAGUGUGGAAAAGCCUUCAGACGCAGUGGACACCUUACUUCCCAUCAAAUAACUCACACAGGAGAGAAACCGUACAAAUGCCUGGAGUGUGGAAGAAGCUUCAGUCGGAGUGGAAGACUUGCUUCCCAUCAAGGAACUCACAAAGGGGAGAAACCGUACAAAUGCCUGGAGUGUGGAAAAGCCUUCAGUCACAGCACAAGUCUUACUAUACACCAGAGGAUUCACACAGGGGAGAAACCGUACAAAUGUUUGGAGUGUGGAAAAGCCUUCAGUCGGAGUGACCUCCUUACUUCCCAUCAAAUAACUCACAAAGGGGAGAAACCACAUAAAUGCUUCGAAUGUGGAGCAGCCUUCAAGCACAGUGGCAACCUCACUUCCCAUCAAAGAAUUCACACAGGAGAGAAACCAUACAAAUGCUUCGAGUGUGGAAAAGCCUUCAUUCAAAGUGGAAACCUUACUUCCCAUCAAAGAAUUCAUACAGGGCAGAAACCAUAUAAAUGCUAGGAAUGUGCGAAAGUGUUAGUGCAAACCCUAAUACAAACCAGUACAAACCUUACUUCACCUCGAAGAAUUCACCUAGGUGUAAAACCAUAUAUCGGUAUAUGCCUGGCCUGUGGGAAAGCCUUCAUGUUCAGAGCAGAACUUACUUCCCAUCAAAGAACACUCACGGCAGAAACCAUAUUCAUGUCUGAAGUGCGACAAGCACUUCAAUACCACCGCAGCGGCCCUCUGAGGGUUAACGGGAGAGAGAGUGGCAGUCCUAGAGAGGCCGCGGCGAGAGGGAAGCCACUCUCUGCCCCUCCCGGAAGCAACCUUUGGUCCCCCUGGGACGCCGAUGAGCUGCAAGGGGCUGCAAUGCGGGUGGGCUGGGCUGCGGUGGGGGGCUGCAAUGCCAGGGGGGAGGGUCCCUGGGCCCCUUCGUGCAGAGGAGCCACGAGGCCUCCGCGGAGGGUUGUGGGGGGCGGGAUCCGAACUCGGCGCCCGGGAGGCUCGACGGGGCUGGAGCGCCGUUAUGGAGAGAGGGUUAUUCAAAGAACUGGCACGGGAAACGUGUUUGUAGUGCAAAAAAGGAAUUCCCCACCCCUUUUAUUUCUCACUUUCCCAGGCAAGAGUGAAAGGACACAUUUGAUGCUUUCUCCGCCAUCUUCUGCACUGGGCAAAAGGAAGAGAGCCACCAUGCAGCCAGCUCAGGAUGGAGUAUCCUUUGAAGAGGUGGCCGUGCUUUUCACUAAGGAGGAAUGGGCCCUGCUGCGGCCCGCCCAAAGGGCGCUGUACAAGGAAGUGAUGCUGGAGAACUUUUGGAAUGUGUCUUCUCUGGGUCCUCUGAUUGCUAAGCCUGAGCUAAUAGCCCAACUAGAAGAGGAAGAAGAGGUGUUUCUCAGGACCUUCGAUGAAGAGGAGGAACUGGCAGGAGAACUCAAGUCAGAGAAUGAAGUGAAAGAGCAUUGUGUAAAGGAAAAACAAGAUACAUAUUCAGAUGGAAUAGAUGGCACUGAAUACUACGAUGCCCUGCAAAAGGAGAACCCAUGUAAAUAUCUGGAGUGUGGCAAAGACUUCAGUGAGAGUGGACACCUUAUCACACAUCAAAGAAUUCACAUCAUGGAGAAAUCAUAUAAAUGCCGGGAGUAUGGAGUAGCCUUCAGUUGUAGUAGAAGCCUCACUUCCCGUCAAAUCAUUCACACAGGGGAGAAACCAUACAAAUGCCUGGGGUGCGGAAAAGCCUUCAGUCACAGCUCAAGUCUUAUUUCCCAUCAGCGAAUUCACACAGGGGGGAAACCGUACAAAUGUCUCAAGUGUGGGAAAGCCUUUAAUAAGAGUGGAAGCCUUACUUCCCAUCAAAGAAUACACACAGGGGAGAAACCAUACAAAUGCCUGGUGUGUGGAAAAGACUUCAUUCAGAGUGGAAAUCUUUCUUCCCAUCAAAGAAUUCACGCGGAGGAGAAACCAUAUAAAUGCCUGCAGUGUGGAAAAGGUUUCAGUAGGAGUGGAAGCCUUACUUCCCAUCAAAGAAUUCACACAGGGGAGAAACCAUAUAAAUGUCUGCAGUGUGGAAAAGGCUUCAGUCAGAGUGGAAGCCUUCAUUUUCAUCAAAGAAUUCACACAGGGGAGAAACCAUACAAAUGCCUGGAGUGUGGAAAAGACUUCAUUCAGAGAGGAAAUCUUUCUUCCCAUAAAAGAAUUCACGCGGGGGAGAAACCAUAUAAAUGCCUGGAAUGUGGAAAAGAUUUCAGAAGGAAUGGAAGCCUUACUUCCCAUCAAAGAAUUCACACAGGGGAGAAACCAUAUAAAUGCUUGCAGUGUGGAAAAGGCUUCAGUCAGAGUGGAAACUUCCGUAUGAGUGAACACCUCACUUCCCACCGAAGAAUUCACACAGGGGAGAAACCAUACAAAUGCCAGGAAUGUGGAAAAAGCUUCAGUCAGAAUGGAAGCCUUACUUCCCAUCAAAGAAUUCACACAGGGGAAAAGCCAUAUAAAUGCCUGGUGUGUGGAAAAGACUUCAUUCAGAGUGGAAAUCUUUCUUCCCAUAAAAGAAUUCACGCGGGGGAGAAACCAUAUAAAUGCCUGCAGUGUGGAAAAGCCUUCAGUCGCAACAUGAGUCUUACUUCACAUCAGAGAAUUCAUAUAGGGCAGAAACCGUACAAAUAUCAGGAAUAGCCUUCAGGCACAGUAAAAA